AUGCAUCAUACUUUUCAUUUAGGAUGGAAACCGCCUCCGAGAUGUGAACAAGCCUUAGACUGGGUAAGUGGAGAGAGUGCCCUCCAAUACUAUGGAGAAUCGCGUACCGCCAGUGCCAGCACCUCCAAUACGGAUACCGCCAGUGCCAGCACCUCCAAUACGGAUACCGCCAGUGCCAGCACCUCCAAUACGGAUACCGCCAGUGCCAGCACCUCCAAUACGGAUACCGCCAGUGCCAGCACCUCCAAUACGGAUACCGCCAGUACCACCACCUCCAAUACGGAUACCGCCAGUACCACCACCUCCAAUACGGAUACCGCCAGUACCACCACCUCCAAUACGGAUACCACCAGUGCCACCACCUCCAAUACGGAUACCGCCAGUACCACCACCUCCAAUACGGAUACCGCCAGUGCCAGCACCUCCAAUACGGAUACCGCCAGUACCACCACCUCCAAUACGGAUACCGCCAGUACCACCACCUCCAAUACGGAUACCGCCAGUACCACCACCUCCAAUACGGAUACCACCAGUGCCACCACCUCCAAUAGGGAUACCGCCAGUACCACCACCUCCAAUACGGAUACCGCCAGUGCCAGCACCUCCAAUACGGAUACCGCCAGUGCCAGCACCUCCAAUACGGAUACCGCCAGUGCCACCACCUCCAAUACGGAUACCGCCAGUACCACCACCUCCAAUACGGAUACCGCCAGUACCACCACCUCCAAUACGGAUACCACCAGUGCCACCACCUCCAAUAGGGAUACCGCCAGUACCACCACCUCCAAUACGGAUACCGCCAGUGCCAGCACCUCCAAUAGGGAUACCGCCAGUACCACCACCUCCAAUACGGAUACCGCCAGAACCCCCACGCUUGUAGCAUAUGCCUGA
Messenger RNA from Bufo bufo (common toad), 891 nucleotides. RefSeq names its product serine-rich adhesin for platelets-like. Lineage: Eukaryota; Metazoa; Chordata; Amphibia; Anura; Bufonidae. The record is from RefSeq and is a predicted model, not a curated record. Bases 1 to 891 code for a protein of 296 amino acids. The transcript has a single exon.